Messenger RNA from Penicillium samsonianum, 2211 nucleotides. RefSeq names its product splicing factor cactin. The transcript is spliced from 5 exons. NCBI's taxonomy places the organism in Eukaryota, Fungi, Ascomycota, Eurotiomycetes, Eurotiales, Aspergillaceae. Gene Ontology annotation, molecular function: protein binding. The record is from RefSeq and is a predicted model, not a curated record. Gene Ontology annotation, cellular component: cytoplasm; spliceosomal complex. Bases 79 to 1743 code for a protein of 554 amino acids. Gene Ontology annotation, biological process: mRNA cis splicing, via spliceosome.
UUCGACAUCCAAAUUACAUACGUUCGGGUCGCUUACGCUUUAACCCUUACUCCUCGUUAUAUCCUUACGGUUUUUACGAUGUCUGCGCGAUUUCCAGACCGAUCAGACUCAAAGCGCAGCAGGUCGCGAUCGCCGUCCUCGUGGCAUCAGCCCCAGAAACAUCCCCGUCGGGAGGACGGAGAAUGGCGCGACCGACAAGACUCGGAUCGCAGAUGGAACAAUGAGAGAUCGGGCCCUUCGCAGCAGCCUCGCAACAUGCGCGAUCAAGUCCGGCUCAACUUGAUCCAGGAAGACCAGCAAGAGCGCGAGUGGGUCGCGCAGGAGGAUUUGUUCGUUCUGAAGCAGGCCAAAAAGAAGGCAGAGAUUCGAGUCAAGGAAGGGCGCGCAAAGCCUAUCGACUGGCUGACUGUUACUCUCCGCAUCAUCGAUCCUACGCGUGAUCCCUUGGAUGACGAGAUAGCAGACUCCGAUCUGGAUGUCGUGGACCCGGACGGUGUGUUUGAGGGACUAUCGCAGACCCAACUACAGGACUUGGAGAAGGAUAUUGAUACAUUUGUUAUCCUUGAGACAAAUGCGAAGAAUCGUGAAUUCUGGCAGACUAUGAAAGUCAUCUGCCGAGAUCGUCAAAAGACCGUUACACCCGAAGGUCGCGCAUUGAAUUCUGUGGCUGCCGACAUCAACAAACUACUAAGCCCAAAGUCCUACGAGCAGCUUCAAAACCUCGAAGUACAAGUGAAACGCAAGUUGAACUCGAACGAGCCGAUCGAUACAGAUUACUGGGAAGAGUUGCUGCGCAGUCUGACUGUGUGGAAGGCCAGGGCGAGUCUGAAAAAUGUUUAUCAGGCUAUUAUCGAUGAGCGUGUUCGCGACCUGAGGAGGCAGCAAAGACAGGAAGCCGAAUCAAUUCGCGAAAAACUAGCGCCUCUUGCCCCGGUUGUCAUUGCGGGUGAUACAACAAAUCCUGCUGAGUUUGAAGGCCUGGAUCCAGAUCCAAUGCUCCAGAUUCGCCCGGAGGACAAAGGCUUGGAAAUCAUGGACGAGUCCGCAUUCCUUAACCAAGUGGCCCGUGAGCGCCAGAAAAUUAUCCGCAUGGGCUUUGUCCCACUACGUCACCGAGCUGCAGAGAAGUCAUCAAUAGUAGUGUCGAAUCCGACAUCUACCAACGCCCCCGCGGCCUCUGUAUCCACGCGGUUCUCGUCCAUCCCGAACGAGGACUUCUCGCAAGCGACCAAAGCGCUAUAUGAAAGGGAGCUCGCCAAGGGUGUCAGCGAGAAUGAGGAAAUAUUUACGGGCGAAGAGGCCGUGAGCACGAGCUCACAACCCCAAUGGGCUGGUAAGCACCGGCCUCGAAAGCCGCGGUACUUCAACCGAGUCCAAAUGGGUUACGAGUGGAACAAAUACAAUCAAACCCAUUACGACCAUGACAACCCGCCACCCAAGGUUGUACAAGGUUACAAAUUCAACAUCUUCUACCCCGACUUGAUUGACAAGACCAAAGCCCCAACUUAUCGAAUUGAGCGUGAGAACGGUCGGAAGCGUGGCGAGUCAUCGGCCGAAGCCGGCGAGGAAGACACCUGUCUCAUUCGGUUCAUGGCAGGACCUCCGUACGAAGAUCUUGCCUUUCGAAUUGUCGACAAAGAAUGGGAUUAUAGUGCCAAACGAGAGAGGGGUUUCAAGAGUACAUUUGACAAGGGAAUCCUUCAACUUCAUUUCCAGUUCAAAAGGAUCUAUUACCGGAAGUAACACAUGCGCAACCAACGAUUUCCACGUGGAUGUCAUAUCGGGAUGGAAAAAGUGGGUUACGAUGAUGUAUGCAGGGAGAUGUUCGGGGGUGUAUUUUCCAGUGACUUGAUACCCAGUGAAUCAGAUCAGACCUGGAUUGAUUGGACUGGAAACAUUUCCCCCAAGGUUUUCGCAGAAUAAGCCAGACUUGACCUCUGGAGAUAUCAGAUGCUUGAUUCAACAACCACUUCCUAAAUUUGACGACCCUGUCACCUUUUUUUCCCCAAGCACUAUGAUCGUCUUUUAGGAAGAAUCCGAAACCUCUUCAUUCGCCUUGACCACGACUAGCGUAUCAACACUAUAUGUCUCUUUUUCUUUUCUUUUUCAGUCACCAGGGUACUUGCAACAUGGGGGACGUUGGCGGUGUCCUUUGGGUGACACUAUCCCGGCCUGCAGGAGCAGGAUGUAUUCCUGACUUCCAGGUGGUUG